Adineta steineri is the source of this 2682-nucleotide messenger RNA. The record is from the annotation of a GenBank genome assembly. NCBI's taxonomy places the organism in Eukaryota, Metazoa, Rotifera, Eurotatoria, Adinetida, Adinetidae.
AUGCGUGAUCAACAAUCGUCGUCUCCUAUCGAAUUAUUCGUAUCAUCAACUGAAAUGGCCUCUACACCACCAUCUACAAAUAAUAAUGUUAAUGAACUAUUACCCGGUCUUGAAACAUUUCUUCGUUCAAUGGUAAAUAGCACAAAUUUAGAUCAUGAUCAUCGUCAAAUUGCUGCUAUGUAUGUUGAUAAACUCGAUGAACUUAGUAGACCAACAAAUCCACAACCGACACCGGUUGUUGAUGAUCAAUCAAUAAUUAAUACAGAUAAUGCAUCUGAAGAUGAAAGUGAUGAUUUUACGGAUGAAGAAGAAGAAGAACGUAAGAAAGAGCUUGAAGAACAACAAAGAUUACAGCAACAGCAACUACAACAACAUCAUCAAUCCACACCAGCUAUUAUACGCCGUGCAUCAGCUAGUGAUAAUCAAAUAUAUAAUGCUACAAGACUUAAAUCAGGUGAUGGAAAUAGUCAAUGGUAUAUAGAUGUACCAAAAAAUACUUAUUUAGAAGCAUUAUCACCACAAUCUUCCAAUGGUAAUCUAUUUUCAAUUAGACACAAUGAUAUAUUACCAUCCAAAUCACCAAGUCGUUUAUCAAUUUCAACACCAACUUCAACUAUAAUAGCUAAUGGACUUCUAUUGACUUAUGAUGAAAAUCACAAUUGGAUAUGGCGUUAUUAUGUUCUCGAUGAUUUUGAUCUUAUCUGUUUUUCAGCUGAUAAAAAAUCUUUAUCAACAAAUCAAAUACAAUCAGAUAAUGAUUGUUCACCAUUGUGGGUGUCCGAUAUGACAAAUGCAAAAGUGCAUACAACAGUUAUAGAUAAAUAUGACUGUUUAUGUCUACAAAUUGGCCUUGCUGAAGCUAUUUAUGUUCGACCAGCUGAUCCAAAUCAAUUAAAUAGUUGGCUUAAAUCAUUUCGAGAUGCAACAUCAGCACAAAAAUCAAAAGAUAAUUCCAAAGGUCGAAGUAAUGUGAAAACACUUUCACGUAAUGCACGUCGUAUGUUUGCUCAAUUUAAUCGUAAGAAAGGUCAGAUUGUAUCACAUUUACUUGAUCAAAUGGCUAAUGUAACAGGUGUUGAUGAAAAAACACGAAAACAUUGUCAAUUACGAGGUUUUCUGGUUGUAUCAACAGAUAAUAUAACAUUUGUUACAAAAUAUUGUACUAUAGUUGAUGGCAUUUUUCGUAUACAUAAAUCACGUUUAAGUGAACAAACUGAUCAUGAAUUAUGUUUAAAUCGUUGUAAAUUAUCAUUUCCUGAAGAGCGUACACGUGAUAUACAAUUUGCAUUAAUUGACGAACAAGCUGGAACAAUAUUUAUACGAGGAAAUAAUAUAUAUAGUAUGGGAAGAUUAUUAAAUACAUUGGCAAAAUAUGUUGAAAUCAAGGGUAGUUCACAAUUUAUUUUUACAUCUGGUGGAAGUGAAACAUCAACACCAUUAAGUAAACAUCGACAAUCAUCGACAAGUUCAUCACAACCACAUAUUUAUUCUGAUGUUGAUAAUUUAUCGCCACCAGUAAAUAUAUGUCAAUCAACUGAUGUUUAUUCUUUAUCAAGUGUGAAAUCAAUUCCUACUCCUCCAACUCCAACAGCAAUUGCAAAAAAAACAAUUUAUCAUAAUGCAUCAAAAUUACAUGAUAAUGAAAAUGAUGAUCGAGCAAUUAUUAUACCAGUACGUCGAGGAUCAAAUGAAACAUAUGAUCUACCAAAAUCCUAUGAUAAUGUUGCAUUUAUUUCUUCAACAGUUGAUCGAAAUAACAAUCAUGUUAUUGUACCACCACCAUCAUCAUCAUCACAACGACGUGAUAAAAUCAAAAAUAACGAUGAACAUAUUCGUUCGGAAUCACGUUCAUCAAAAAAUAAUGCAUUAUAUUCUCAUCGUUCAAAAUCAAAAUCAUCACAUAAAAAUAUUACUAAUGAUCCACCAUCAUCUCCUGAAAAUACAGUUUUUUGUUUACGUCUAUCUGAUAAUUCUUCCUCUCAACAUCGAAAUUCUCGUCGUCGUCCUUUAAAUCCAUUAACACAUCGUUCACCAACAACACAUACAACUCCAACAGAAUAUGUUAAUAAACUUGCUAAUCUUUUUACAAAAUCAUUUUCGUCAUCAUCAUCAUCAGUACCACAAACACCAAUUUUGAAUGAACAUCAUAUAAGUACACAAACAUAUGAUACAGUUGCACCUUCACCACACCCAUUACCACGUUCAAAUAAAAAUCCUAUGCAAACAUCAAUCAUUACCGAUGAUCAACAUUCACCAUAUAAAGAACAAUCAAUGCCUAGACGUAUUUAUGAUAUUCCAAUAACUAUUGAACGUCCAAAUAAAUGUGUUAUUACAACAUUUGAACAAUAUCAAAGACCAAUAAUACGAAAUUCUCGAUCUGCUGAAUUAAUAUCACCAGUUGGAAUAAAUCAAAAUCAAAAUCACAAUCAAAAUAAUGAAGAAGAAGAAGAAACAUUAUAUGAUCAAGGUUAUGAUAAUUUACCAAAAAAUGAUGGAAUUGGAAAAUUUCGUUUUGUUGUUCCAUUUAAUCAUAGUCCAACAUCUGCUUUUAUAUCAUCAAAACCAACAAUGAAUUCAACAGGUUCAACAAUUACAACGAUUCGUCAUAUAUCAACGAAUAAUAACUCAAAUUUAUCUAAUAAUAAUACGAACACUCGAUCAACAUUGAUGACGGCUGUUUAA